UAAAAUAUUGAGGCGUUAUGAACAAACCAUUAAUAUUAUCGAAGAUUUUUCGAUAAAUAGUAAUCUCGUUGUAUGCCUAGUCGAAUUUCACAAAUGUGUCAAAUUGUUUUAUCUUUGAGAGAACAUUCUUUAUUGUUUUAUUGGAUCAUAAUCAGUUACUACUCUAUUGAUUGUAUAAAAAAAUAGAAUAUGCAGCAAAUAACAGUGAGACGUAUUUAUAAACAGAAUUUUUGAAGAGAAAUAUCGAAUAACCUACAUCUCAUGACAUAACCAGUGUUGAUCAACGCAUCAUUACGUUUUGUACAUUAUUCUCAUUUCUACUUGAGAAAAAGAACUUAUUAACAAGUGCAUCGCGUAUCAUAGUAUUCGCGAUGAUGUGGCAAGAAAUAACUUUGACAAAGCCGGCACGUAAAAAACCGAAUAUUGACACAUUGAUAGCCGAAUGAUUUUUAAAAAUUUCAUAGAAUAAUUUUUAGCGAAUCCAGUUAUUUUAUUCAAGAAUCUAUCUUUUAUUAUAAAUAUAUCGAUGAUAAAGAAUCAUCAUUCUUGAGGUAUUAUAGUUAUACAUGAAAUGGGUAGUGCUUGGUGGCAGUGUGCUGCAUGUUUGAGAACACAAGAAGAAGAUAUCUGUGAAUUGCACUUAAAUAAUUGUAAUCUUUAUGAUGUACCACCUGAUGUGUUCAUUUAUGAGAGAACAUUGGAAAAACUCUAUCUUGAUGCCAAUAGGAUAAAGGAUCUUCCAAGACCAUUAUUUCAGUGCCAUGAAUUACGAGUACUUUCCCUCAGUGAUAAUGAAGUCACAACGUUACCACCCGCCAUAGCAUCAUUAAUUAACUUGGAAUAUUUAGACCUCAGUAAAAAUAGUAUUAAAGAACUACCAGACAGUAUAAAAGAAUGUAAAAAUCUUCGUUCUAUAGAUAUCAGUGUUAAUCCAUUUGAACGUUUCCCAGAUGCUAUUACACAUAUUGUUGGAUUAAGAGAAUUGUAUAUAAAUGAUGCAUACAUAGAAUAUCUACCAGCAAAUUUUGGAAGACUUUCAGCUUUGAAAACAUUAGAACUUAGGGAAAAUAAUUUGAUGACAUUACCAAAGAGUAUGAGUCGUUUAAUAAAUUUGCAAAGACUUGAUAUUGGUAAUAAUGAUUUUACGGAAUUGCCUGAAGUUGUUGGGGAUCUUAUCAAUCUCACUGAAUUGUGGAUAGAUGGUAAUGAUAUCAGACGUAUACCACUCAACAUUAAUCAGCUUUACCGUUUAAAUCAUUUUGAUUGUACCAUGAAUGCAAUUCAUAUUAUUCCAUCAGAAGUAGAAGGAUGGAGAGAUAUUUCCAUUAUGCAUCUGUCAUCAAAUGAAAUCUAUCAAUUACCAGAUUCUCUUUGUUAUUUACGUACAAUUGUGACUCUUAAAGUUGAUGACAAUCAAUUGAAUGCACUGCCAAAUGACAUUGGACAAAUGUCAAACUUAGAGGAGCUUAUAGUUACUAAGAACUUCCUCGAAUAUUUGCCAUCAUCAAUAGGACUUUUGCGAAAAUUACAUUGUUUAAAUGUAGACAAUAAUUAUUUGAGAUGCCUUCCACCAGAAAUUGGAAGUUGUACGGCGUUAUCAUUGUUGUCAUUGAGAUCAAACAAUUUAACUCGAGUUCCACCUGAAUUGGGACAUUUAUCUUCUUUAAAAGUACUCAAUCUUGUAAACAAUUGCAUUAAAUUUUUGCCCGUUUCUAUGUUAAACUUGAGCAAUUUAAAAGCAUUAUGGCUGAGCGACAAUCAAAGUCAACCAUUAGUGCCAUUGCAACAAGAAUUUAAUUGUGAAGAAGACAUGAUGGUGUUAAGUUGCUUUAUGCUACCACAAAAACCACGGCAAGAACUUGAGCAAAAAACCCCAGCCGUAGGAUUAAUUUCGAGUUCAAUUGUUGGUACUGGAAAAAGAAUAUGUUUUGCUGCUGAAGUAGAAUCUGAGAUCCCUAGACAACUUCACCGAGCACCAACUCCUUAUCCUAAAGAGCUGCGCAAUCUUGCUAGGCAUGCCCGCAAUUUACAUCAUCAAUCAGCACAUGAUGAAAGAAUGCAUUUAGAACAGGAGACUAUGAUCAAAGAAGCUAUUAUUGCUACAACUACUUUGGACCUUACUUCAAAAUCUGGGACCUGUUUUUCACAAAGUUUAUUUAAUAAGGGUUCACAUUCAUCAUUAUCACCAACCGAACAUCAUAUAUCAAAAGAGUGCAAAGCUAAUACUCCUACGGAUAUUGGAACAGAACAAUCUGUUUCAGAAGAAUCUUCCGAUGAAGCGAACAAGACGGUUCUUGCAAAAGAAAAAAGUCCAGAUAUCAGAGAAGCAAAAUAUAUUCGUAAUCCUACAUCUGAAUACAUUUCCAAACCUCCAACAGUAGCAGAUUAUGUAAAUUCUACUUGGAAACCGGAUGAAUAUUCGAAAGCAAAUACAGCAAAAAUUAUUGAAUCAGAAAAGUUUAUAGAACCUUAUAAAAGUAUGCCUAUUAUUAUAAGCAACAAAAAUACUGAUCAUGUUCAAAUAUCAAAAAUAAAUGAAGUACCACCUGUCCCACCACCAUAUCAUAUUGCUGCUGCAUUUUCAAAAAAAGCAGCACUUUUUCAACAAUUAAAUCAAUCAGCCCAAUUGGAUUUGUCUCCUCCACAAAUUGAUAUUAACACAUCAAAUUUAAAAAUAUCACAGGAAACGCAAAUACAAAGUUAUGACGAAGAACAAUAUAAUGAUAAAUUUUCAAAUAAUACAGAUAUAACUAAUAAAACAAAUAAUGAUAAAAAAAUAAAUUCUUUUAAUAAUACUGAUCAAAUACAUAUAUUAACAGAAUCAAUCGAUCCAGAACAAUCCUUAGAAGGAGAUAGAUCAUUAAAGCCAAGUAGAAUUCCUAUUUUAAAGAUAAAACAUUUAGAAAAUACAAAUUCUAUUUCAAACAGCGAUUUAUCAAAUAAAAACUGCACAAAUUCUUCUGUUGAAGAUUAUGAAGCUUUAAAAAUAUUGAACGCAUCAUGUAUACCUACAUCUCCGAUAACAGGAAAAAAAUAUCGAAGUCCGCUUUCUAUGCAACACAAAGUUUCGGAUCGAUCAAAAAAAAUAAUAAAUGGAACUUCAAAUAAUAAUGCUUCCUGUGAUAAUUUAUCUAUGAAUGCAACAAAUUCAACUUUAGUUACAAAUCCAAAUAUGGAAGGAACUUCAAAAACUUUAUCUAUUGAAACAUCAUUAAAUAUGAACAAUUCUGUCAAUAUAAAAAAUGAAGCUAAUUCUGGUCGAAGUACUCCAAUUUUAUCAAAUAAUAAGUUUCCAAAUGAAGUGACUACUUCUAACGUUGAUAAAUAUAAAAUUGUUGGACGGAAUGAAUCAUUAAAUCCAGAAAGAAAACCAAGAUUUAAAUGGAUGUUCGGACCGCAUAAAAACGCUAAUGUUUUGCCUGUUCAAGUGAAAAAAAAUCCUGGUCUUGGUUUUAGUAUAGCAGGUGGAGUAGCAGGAGCCGAAACCGGAAUUAUAGUGACUAAAGUAAAUCCAGAUGGUCCUGCACAAGGUACACUUCGACCAGGAGAUAAAAUUUUAGAAGUGGAUGGCAUUGACUUUACUAAAUCUGAUCAUAACAAUGCUGUGGCUGUUCUUCGAGCAACAGGAGCAGUUGUAUCCAUGAUGAUUAGCCGUCAUCAAUGACAUCUAGUUAAAGAAAAAUAAUCUUUUUUCAUAUACUAGUAAUCAGUUUAUCACAUCAAACUGAAUACAUUUCAUGUAAGUUUUUUUUAGUGUAUAUAUUUUUUAACUAACAUUAGUGCAUAUCAUACUUCAUUGAAAAAACGAAAGUUCCAUUUUAUUAGUUCUAAACGCUUGUUUUCAUGAUAGUAAAUCAUACUUUCCGAUAUCAUCGAAUUGAAUUAUACGACUGAAACAGCGUUACCAAAGGUGGGAGUGGUGGCAUUUAUUGAGCAAAUAUUUCUAGCUUCCAAUGGUUACGCCUUAUGAACCGAGCUUUUUUUAAAAAAAAAUAAAUUCAAGAAAAAUUCCGUUCAUAGACUCUUAGAUACCGUAGAUUAGAAAUACGCUCCCUUGCACAAUUUAUGAUAAAAA
Apis dorsata (giant honeybee) is the source of this 4075-nucleotide messenger RNA. RefSeq names its product protein lap1 (gene Lap1). Gene Ontology annotation, biological process: neurotransmitter receptor transport postsynaptic membrane to endosome; neurotransmitter receptor transport, endosome to postsynaptic membrane. Bases 572 to 3664 code for a protein of 1030 amino acids. NCBI's taxonomy places the organism in Eukaryota, Metazoa, Arthropoda, Insecta, Hymenoptera, Apidae. The record is from RefSeq and is a predicted model, not a curated record. Gene Ontology annotation, molecular function: protein binding. The transcript has 11 exons. Gene Ontology annotation, cellular component: adherens junction; postsynaptic density; postsynaptic membrane.